CUGAGAAGUGAAAGUAAAAGCGAAAAUUUCUGAGAAGCACCUACACAAACUGACGCACCGCGACAAGGGUUUUCUUUGAUUUUUAGUCUUUUACUUUAGAAUCAGCACCUAAUAUGCUGCACAGUCUGAAUUCCUUUGCGCUUCAGCCGGGAGGUUUCUCUUUUGAGAACAGCCGCAGGAAUGCCGUGCUGGAGUCUAAUUUGUCUCAGGCUGGUUACAAAGCUCCUAAUGCCAGGAAGACAGGCACCACCAUUGCUGGAAUUGUAUACAAGGAUGGAGUCAUCUUGGGAGCAGAUACCAGAGCUACAGAUGACAUGGUUGUGGCUGACAAAAACUGCAUGAAAAUUCACUACAUUGCUCCAAAAAUCUACUGCUGUGGAGCUGGUGUUGCUGCAGAUGCAGAAAUAACUACACAAAUCAUGUCAUCCAAUGUGGAACUUCACAUGCUCAACACUGGGCGACCCCCACUUGUUGCUAUGGUUACCAGACAGCUCAAACAAAUGCUGUUCAGGUACCAGGGUCACGUGGGGUCAUCUCUGAUUGUUGGAGGAGUUGAUGUGACUGGAGCUCACCUGUACAGUGUUUACCCUCAUGGCUCUUAUGACAAACUGCCUUUUCUCACCAUGGGAUCUGGAGCAGCAGCUGCUGUCUCUGUAUUUGAGGACAGGUUCAAACCAAAUAUGGAGUUGGAAGAGGCGAAGCAGCUAGUACGAGAUGCCAUCGCUGCAGGGAUUUUCUGUGACCUGGGUUCAGGCAGUAACGUCGACUUGUGUGUCAUCACUGAAGCUGGAGUGGAAUAUUUGCGUGGCUAUGACAAGCCCACAACGAAGGGGAAAAGAGAAGGGCAGUACAGGUAUAAGACUGGGACCACCGCUGUCCUGACCAAAACUGUGACACCCCUGUCCCUGGAUGUGGUCAAUGAAUCUGUUCAGAUUAUGGACACUGAAUGAAAUUCAGCAGCAUUUUUCAGCUAGAAUAAAAUGUAUUCAGUAGAAUAGGAUGAAUAAAAAAAACCUUGUUAAAUGA
Molecule: messenger RNA, 1026 nt
Organism: Haplochromis burtoni (Burton's mouthbrooder)
Lineage: Eukaryota; Metazoa; Chordata; Actinopteri; Cichliformes; Cichlidae
Gene: psmb10
Product: proteasome 20S subunit beta 10
Exons: 8
Coding region: 114-950 (278 amino acids)
Cellular component (GO): proteasome core complex
Source: RefSeq, a predicted model, not a curated record